Scophthalmus maximus (turbot) is the source of this 9682-nucleotide messenger RNA. RefSeq names its product phospholipid-transporting ATPase ABCA1. The record is from RefSeq and is a predicted model, not a curated record. Gene Ontology annotation, cellular component: membrane; intracellular membrane-bounded organelle. Lineage: Eukaryota; Metazoa; Chordata; Actinopteri; Pleuronectiformes; Scophthalmidae. Gene Ontology annotation, molecular function: ABC-type transporter activity; lipid carrier activity; ATP hydrolysis activity. Gene Ontology annotation, biological process: transmembrane transport; lipid transport. The coding region runs from base 580 to 7308 and encodes 2242 amino acids. The transcript is spliced from 52 exons.
AAUACACCUGUCUGGCAUCUGCUCCUGUUCGUUUGACUGUCGCGAGUUUGUUUUAUCUGGUUGAUGUGUCACCACGGAAAGUCUCUCACAACUUCUCCGACGGGACCGAAUGGAUGGGACGGCGUCGUCUGUCCCAGCAGCCCGGUCGGCUUCAUGCGGAAACACGACGUCGCGCGGCUUAGCUUCGAACACGGGCAAACGUCGUGGCAGGUGCGGACCGGGCCGAAUCGUUCAGGCGCAUGUCUGUGACGGAAGAACACGACGAGUGACCGCGAGGCGCUGUCCACAGCACUGGCACCUGGACGAGACGUGCACAGACCUGCACCACCUAGUACCCAUGACUCUCAUGCCUUGGUAAAAGGCGACAGCGACCGUGAGAAGUAGGCAGGGAGUGUGAGGUAGAAGAGGGGAGAUGGCAGAAGUGCAAGAGUCCUAACGACCAGCAGUCAAAACUGGUUAAAUCCAUCUUCCGGCCCCAAGAUGUGCUGACGGGUUGAGAAGCAAACAGCUUGGAGGGUUUAUUAAGUGGGUCAGUUGCCAUAGCAACGCUUUGGCAAGCUAUUGCCAGGAUAAGCCAUAAUGGGUCUCCUGACGCAAUUCACUCUGCUCCUGUGGAAGAACUUCACUCUGCGGAAGAGACAAAAGGUGCGACUGGUCGUUGAGGUGAUAUGGCCUCUGUUUCUCUUCUUCAUACUGGUGUGGGUGCGCUCCUCCAAUAAGCCAGUUCACAAAGGCCAAUGUCACUACCCAAAUAAAGCCAUGCCGUCAGCUGGCGUGCUGCCUUGGCUCCAAGGUAUGAUCUGUAACAUCGACAAUCCCUGUUUGAGCCACCCAACGCCUGGGGAAACACCAGGGCAGGUCAACAACUUCAACAACUCCAUAAUUGCUGGAAUGUUGAUAGAGCUGCAAACCCUCCUGGUGAACAGAUCUAUUCUCAGGAAGACAAAGUUGUUGGCAGAUGACAUCGACCAGUGGGCGUCAGUCCUUUCGCAGUCUAACCCCGGUAAUGCUCAACCAGUGACCCUAAGGAGUAUCCUACGAGACAACGAAACCUUCUCCACACACCUUAAAGAGAAUUUGUCGGUGCCACCAACAGUUGUUCAAAGCCUCCUAAAUGCUACUGUCAAUCCAACCAUGGGCAUUCCACAACCAGGAACUCUCAGGGCGAUUCUGUGUGAGGGGACGGAUCUGGAUGACUAUGUCCAAUUUAACAGCCAAGCUGAGAAGAAGGCUUUCCAAAAUGUCAGCUGCUCCCUCACUCAACAGCAGCUGAUUAACACCCAGCAAGUACUCCUGCAAAACCUGGAUGUGAGGAAAGUGCUUUCUAAGCUGCCUUUGGAUCUGAAUGCAGCAGAAACCUUGACAUUGAUGAGGGAUACAUCUCGCAAUGCUGUACCAGUGAUCGAGGAGAUGGCCAGACUGCAGAACUCCAUAAUCUUUAAGGCUGCUACUACAUUGGAUUUCCAAGAGGACAUGAUUGGCAGUAUCAAUAUGCUACUGUGUGGAAAGCAGCCUGACUUCAAUUCCACCAAUAUGACCCUCAGUUUACAAUCACCCAGACAAAUGGCUAACAACCGGUCAAUCUCCACUACGGGCAACAGUUCUGAUGCUUUUUGUCAGACCCUUGUGGAAACCCUGGAGAGCACACCUGUUCUGCGCAACAUUUGGAGCACUGUCAAGCCGUUAUUGCAAGGCAAAGUCCUCUACACACCUGAUACUCCUGCUGCUCGCCUCAUGGUGAACAAAGCAAAUAGCACAUUCAACGCCUUGGCCAAGAUUAAAGAGAUCACUGAUUUGUGGGAUGAACUUGGGCCCCGUGUCUGGGAUUUUCUUCAAAAUAGCUCUCAAGUGAACACAAUACGGGCUUUACUGGCGAACCCAGUGUUUGCUGCUCUUCUCGACCAGCGUCUCAAUGGCACAGGAUGGACGGCCCAGCAGCUGGCCAACUUCCUGUACAAUGGGCCUCCCGAGGAUCGUCCACCUGGCACGCCGCCAUAUGACUGGCGGGAUGUUUACAACGCCACCACUCAAAUCCUGAAGCUACUCUCCACCUUCCUUGGCUGCUUAGACCUGAAUAAGUUUGUGGCGGUUCCCGAUGAAACCCAGCUGGUGAGCGAAGCACUGGAGCUCCUGAAGAACGAUACGUACUGGGCCAGUGUUGUCUUCGAAAACCUGCAGCCAGACUCCAGCCAGCCCCCUCCGUAUCUCAAAUACAAAAUCCGCAUGGACGUUGAUGAAGUAGAGCGUACCAACAAAUUAAAAGAAAGGUUAUGGUCUCCCGGGGCCCGAGACAAAUCCUUUAACGACCUGCGCUAUAUAUGGGGAGGCUUCGCCUACCUGCAGGAUAUGAUGGACCAUGGCAUUAUAGAGGUGCAAACGUCAAAGACCCAACCCCUCGGUGUCUUUGCCCAGCAGAUGCCAUACCCUUGUUUCGUGGAUGACGUGUUCAUUCGGACUCUGGCUCGCUCCCUCCCCUUAUACAUGACGUUAGCCUGGAUCUACUCUGUGGCCAUGAUCAUAAAGAGCAUUGUUGUCGAGAAAGAGGCGAGGCUAAAGGAGACCGUGAGGAUCAUGGGCCUGAGAAGUUCCAUCUAUUGGCUGAGCUGGGCAGUGUCAAGUGCACUACUGCUGGCUUUCAGCGCUUUGUUCCUUGCACUUAUACUAAAGUAUGGGCAAGUGCUGCAGUACAGCGACCCCUCGGUGAUCUUUGUCUUCCUGCUGGUGUUCUGUUUGACCACCAUCACUCAGUGCUUCUUCAUUAGCGUCUUCUUCUCGAAGGCCAACUUAGCAGCGGCGUGCGGUGGCCUCAUCUACUUUGUCCUCUAUCUGCCGCACAUCCUCUGCUAUGCCUGGAGGGACGUCAUGGGUUUCGGGGCCAAGGUUGCUGUGAGUUUACUGUCAUGUGUGGCCUUCGGCUUUGGCUGUGAGAGCUUUUCUAAGUACGAGGAGCAAGGUAUCGGUAUUCAGUGGUACAACAUCAACAACAGUCCAGAGGAGGGGGAACGCUACACCUUCUUGCUGUCUAUCAUAAUGAUGCUGUUUGAUGCUGCUUUAUACUGGACGCUCACCUGGUACAUUGAGAAUGUCUUUCCAGGCCAGUAUGGAAUCCCUAAGCCAUGGUAUUUCCCUUUCGCUGCAUCCUAUUGGUGUGGGAGAGCUUCAGUGACCGAUGUCGACCCUGGUUUUCUGAAGGACACCAGUGUACAUAAUGAAUACAUGGAGAAACCACCACCCAAUAUGAAGGCAGGGAUCUCAAUCCGCAAUCUUGUCAAAAUCUACAAGACUGGAAAGAAGCUUGCUGUGGACGGACUAACUAUGGACUUCUAUGAAAACCAGAUCACAUCUUUUCUUGGCCACAACGGAGCUGGGAAAACAACCACAAUGUCAAUUCUGACCGGACUUUUCCCGCCUACAUCAGGCACAGCCCUCAUCAAUGGAUAUGACAUCCACACUGACAUGGACAGCAUUAGGAAGUAUUUGGGAAUGUGCCCGCAGCACAAUGUCUUAUUCAAUGAGCUGACGGUGGAGGAGCACAUCUACUUCUACGCUCGGCUGAAAGGACACAACUACGAGGAGGUGAAAAUUGAGAUGGACCAGCUGAUUAGGGAUGUUGGUUUACCACAUAAAAGGAAGGAUCUUGCCAAGAACCUGUCAGGUGGCAUGCAGAGGAAGCUGUCCGUGGCUAUAGCAUUUGUUGGCGGCUCAAAAAUCGUCAUCUUAGAUGAACCUACAGCCGGAGUGGACCCCUAUGCCCGCAGGGGUAUCUGGGAACUGCUGCUAAAGUACAAACAAGGUCGCACAAUCAUUUUGUCUACACACCACAUGGACGAGGCGGACAUUUUAGGCGAUCGCAUUGCCAUCAUCUCCCACGGCAAGAUGCGUUGCUGUGGCUCCUCACUCUUUCUUAAGAAACGUUUUGGCAGUGGCUACUACCUCACCCUGGUUCGAGAUGGGACUGAAAAGAUGGCAGCUCAGCGUAAUGGCAUUAUACACAGUCAGGCCAUAGAGGAGAAAGACCAUCCUUUGAGCAGCAGCCCAGAUGACGGCAUCAGCAGCCAAAACUGGAGCAACUCAGAUCCCUCAGAUUUGACAGCUGUGGGUCAACUUGUGCGGCGGAAUGUCCCUGAGGCAGUCUUCUUGGAGAGCAUUGGUCAAGAGAUCACCUACAUCCUGCCCUAUAGUGGAGCCCGAGAUGGGACCUUUGCUCUGCUGUUCCAAGAGCUUGACCUGGCCAUGGCUGACCUCGGCCUGACCAGCUACGGCAUCUCUGACACCACACUGGAAGAGAUAUUUCUUAAAGUGGCAGAAGACACUGGAGUGGACACAGAAAUCCAAACAACAGAGGAGCUGUUUGUGAAAGACUGCAAAAAAAGCUCCCGCAAAUCCAAGCGGAACAGCAUCGCCAGCAUCCGCGCUCCUCCAGAACAAGUCUCUGGAAUGACUGAAUUAAAAGGAAGAUUUACAAGUAAAGUUAAAGACUUAAAGAGGAACACCACCGACAGUGGGAAGGGAUCCACGGUCAUCACUGGGUGGGGGCUGAUCAGGAGACAGUUCCUAGCGCUCUUUAUCAAGCGCUUCCACCACGCCCGCAGGAGCCGCAAGGGACUCAUUGCCCAGGUGGUCUUGCCCGCUGCUUUUGUGUGCCUGUCUCUGUUCUUCUCACUCAUCGUCCCACCUUUCUCUGAAUAUCCAAGUCUGGAGCUGCAGCCCUGGAUGUACGGUCUGCCUCAAACCACAUUUUACAGCAAUGACGGGCCAAAUAAUGUGGAGGUGUCCCAGGUGGUGGAGACCUUGGUGAACAACCCUGGCUUUGGGACUCGCUGCAUGAUUGAAAACCCGAUACCGAAGUUGCCGUGUUCUCCUACUGGUUCUGACUGGUUCACUCCACCCGUGGAUCAGUCAGUCACGGACAUCUUCCUCAACGGGAACUGGAGCAUGUCUAACCCCUCCCCCUCCUGUCAGUGCAGCACGCCCAAACGGACCAUCAUGUUACCGGACUGUCCACCUGGUGCGGGAGGGCUCCGUCCACCACAGAGGAUCCAGAGCACAACAGAUACAUUGCUGGAUUUGACUGGACGCAACAUGACUGACUUCUUAGUCAAGACUUUUGAACACUCGGGUAAAACAAGGUUUGGGGGUAUUUCCGUCGGAGGGGUCAACUCACAAGUCCGUCUGACUGAGGAAGAAAUCGAGGUUGCAUUAAGGGAUCUAAAAGACAUAUUCAGUUCAUUUCAGGAUAAUGUCACAGAUCAGCUCUUGCAGAAGUCUGAGACGCUGCUGAAGAAGCUGGGAACCAGGGACAAUGUUAAGGUGUGGUUCUACAACCAGGCAUGGCACGGCAUGGUGUCUUUCCUCGGUGUGGCCAACAAUGCCAUCCUGAGGGGAAAUCUACCUGCGGGAAAGAGUCCCAGUCAGUACGGCAUCUCCGUGUCCAAUCACCCCCUCAACCUCACCAAGGAGCAACUCUCCUUCGUGGCCUUGGCCACAAGCUCUACGGACGUGGUGGUGUCCAUCUGUGUUAUCUUUGCCAUGUCCUUCAUCCCUGCCAGCUUUGUCCUCUUCCUCAUCCAAGAGCGGGUGAACAAAGCCAAGCAUCUGCAAUUUGUCAGCGGAGUAAACCCGGUUGUGUACUGGCUGGCCAAUUUUGCCUGGGACAUGUGUAACUACAUCAUACCAUGCUUGAUCGUGAUCGCAAUCUUCCUCGCCUUCCAACAAAAAGCUUAUGUGUCACCUUCUAACCUGCCUGCCCUGAUUCUGCUGCUCAUUUUCUAUGGGUGGUCCAUCACCCCCAUGAUGUACCCCGCCUCCUUCAUCUUCAGUGUUCCCAGCACAGCAUACGUGGUGUUGACCUGCAUCAACCUCUUCAUCGGUAUCAACGGCAGCAUUGCCACUUUUUUUAUGGAGCUCUAUAAUGAUGAUAAAGUCGCUCGAAUAAACGACAUAGUGAAGCAGGUGCUGCUUAUAUUCCCACAUGUCUGUCUGGGCAGAGGGCUAAUUGACAUGGCCAAGAAUCAGGCAAUGGCCACCAUCUUCAGCAGUUUUGGGGAAGACCGUUUCGUGGAUCCACUCAGCUGGGAAAUGGUGGGAAAGAAUCUUUGCGCCAUGUCCAUCCAGGGAGCUGUCAUGUUUGUCAUCACAAUCCUCAUCCAGUAUAAGUUCUUCUGCAAACCAAGGCUUAUUUCGGGGAAGUCAUCUGCAGAGGAAGAGGAUGUCGAUGUUGCUCGGGAACGGGAACGAGUGUAUGAAGGCAAAGCCCUGAAUGACCUUCUGAGAAUCUGUGACCUCACUAAGGUAUACCCUCGGAAGAGCGCCCCUGCUGUGGACAGGCUAUGUGUGGGUGUACCUGCUGCAGAGUGUUUCGGCUUGCUGGGAAUCAAUGGGGCUGGGAAAACUACCACAUUCAAGAUGCUGACAGGAGAUAUCCCGGUCUCUGGUGGAGAGGCCUUCCUAAACGGAUACAGCAUACGAACAGAAAUGAGGGAUGUGCACCAGAACUUGGGCUAUUGUCCCCAGUUUGACGCUAUCAAUGACCUGCUAACUGGACGAGAACAUCUGGAGUUUUACGCAAGGUUACGAGGAGUACCAGAGCAUGAGAUCACCAUGGUGGCCGAGUGGGGGAUCCAGAAGUUGGGGCUGGUCAAAUAUUCAAACAAAUCUGCAGGAACCUACAGCGGUGGGAACAAACGCAAACUCUCAACUGCUAUAGCCCUGAUUGGUUGUCCUCCAGUGAUCUUUCUGGAUGAGCCAACUACUGGGAUGGACCCCAAGGCCCGGCGCUUCUUGUGGGACUGCAUCCUAAGUGUCAUCAAAGAGGGCCGCUCAGUCAUUCUCACAUCACACAGUAUGGAGGAGUGUGAAGCACUGUGCACACGCAUGGCCAUCAUGGUAAACGGUCGCUUCAAGUGUCUCGGGAGCAUCCAGCAUCUGAAGAGCAGAUUUGGUGACGGCUACACAGUGAUCGUGAGGGUUGGUGACUCUCCUCUUGCCUUGAAGCCAGUCGAGGACUUUGUCCAGCAGACCUUCCCAGGCAGUGUCCUGAAGGAGAAGCAUCACAACACACUGCAGUAUCAGCUGCCAUACACACAGGGGGCUUUGGCCGCCAUCUUCAGCCAGUUCACCAGCCAUCAGCAGUCGCUGGCUCUGGAGGACUACUCUGUGUCACAGACCACUCUGGAUCAGGUCUUUGUGAAUUUUGCGAGGCACCAGCAGGAGGAAGGGGAAUCUCAGGGCUACAACAACCCCGUGGACACUUCAGAUGAGCUGUCGCUGAUGUCGUUGAAGACCUCCCAAGAAGCAGAGAAGGUGUAAUGCCCACAAGAAAAGCAUAACAGUUUACACCUACAGUGGGCCUGCAAUAUACUCUGGUCAGAAUAGAUUUUUUUUGUAAUUGAAUUGAAAAUUGAGGGUUCAUGAGUGAUGCAUUUGGCUCUAAUUAAUAUAUUUAUGGUAGGCAGGCUUUUCGCAAUUAUCUUUAACUUUUAAAUUUUGCACCCAGUGCAAAAUUGCUUCACACUGACCAGCAAUGAUAUGUAACAGUUCUGGGAUGCAACAAAUCAAAAACCUUGGAACUUAAACGUGUGGUGACACUGGAUAUCUACAACUGUAGCACAGAUUAUAUUGUCUCCGCUCAGUGUGGACACCGUUAGAUAAAUAGAGCUGGAUGUGGUUGCAAUAUUGCGUUUGACUUAAUAUACCUCAAGAGAGUACAAAGGCCAAAUGACCAGUUGUUUACAUUCGCCUUGGAUUCUAAUGAUGUUUUCAGACCAAAGGUUGGCAUGAGCCUACACUGUGAUUAUUACUGCCGUGUAACUGAAGCACUGCUACAAAAAAGUUGGAUCACUUACUGUAUGUCCACAAUUUAAUGACAAUCUUUCAAAGAAAAUCAACGGGCAACUAAAGAAUCUUUUGUCAACACAAAUAACAAAAGACUCAGUUUCAACCCUACACUGUGAUUUCCUGACAGACAAUCCAGUCAUUGCUGCUAAGCAGAAAUGAUUAAUAACAACUCUGUCAGAUGUGUUGGCUUUGAGUGACUCAAUGAGCCUCCAAUCAGCUGUAGAUGGUGUUUAAUGAAAGACGUUGAGGUCACAGCAGUGGGGGAAAUGCACAUUCAGUGAGAGUCAACCAGCUUUCAGAUGUGUUACGUUUGCAAGAAAGGCAACUCAUCUCGUGUGUGUGUGUGUACCAACAACAGCUUACAGACAACUUCUAUUGCUGCAGUUAAUGCAGUAAUCAGUGAUAAACUUUACCUCUUAGAAUUUUUUUUGUCAUAAGGCAUUCUGGUAUUGGCUCUGGCAUAUUGAUCUGAGACCACCAGAGACCGAUGCCAGAACUCUGCUGAUGAAGUGAAUAUCUUUUGUCACGGUGUGCCUUCUAAACCCCCAGUGGUAAUACUGGGGGUUGCAUAGCAAUGUGCCUUAUCUGCAAUGUUAAGGUGUGUUAUGCAAGAAUAUAGACCAUUUAUAUUGCAAUUGACCCUUUCAGUUACUACUGCUACUGUUGUCAAACUUCCCUUAUAUAUGCUGUUUAGAAUGAAAUUAGUAGCACAGUUACCUCUCAAAAUCAAUAGGACUAUCUGGAAAAAUGGGUCUGUGUGGUGAACAGAGUUGGUAUCUUACCAACAUCCUAAAUUACAACGAUGGCAUGUUGUUUUAUAAGCCAUAGCUAGCUAUCCAUUUGAGCUAAUGCCAUCUCUCUUUUUGUGCCUCCAGUUGAGUCAACCUAAAAUAAAAACCCUGUAAAAGGGUUUCAAAUAUAUAAACGGCUGACGGCUUCACAUGAUAUUAUGCUAUACUGAAGUCAAAGCUUCAGUGUCCAAGGAAAUAGUUCUACAUCCUCACCAGUUGAUGAUCACUGGGAGCAGGUUAGUCCAAACAUAAGGUUUUUGUUCUUAAUUCUGCUACAGGACAGAGGGUAAAAAAAAAUGAGUUCACAUAGUUGUUGUGAUUGUCACAAAGGGACCUGGAAACACAAACCGUUUUAGAUAAUGAUAUGACCUCUUGGUUUACACUGUACUGUAGGGUUAGGGGGUUAGGGGUUAGGGUUAGGGUUACUCAGACCAGGGGAAUAAUCUGCUUGGUAGCAGGCCUGUUAUAUAUUGUCAUGGUUGCUAAGAUAUGAUUGGACAAUCAAUGCUUGGAGGGGAUUUUAGAGAACGGUCCGUUGUGACAGGGAAACAGCCAUUUAUAACUUUAUAUUUUUAUUUAUAUUUUUUUUCUGUCAUUUAAUUGAUUUUUUUAAAACUAAAUUAUAAUUAGAGUGUUUGUUAUAUGUACAUAUAUUGUUUUCAAAGGUUAGGACCAAAUAAAUCUCAAAUUGUAAGAUAUUUGUUUGUAGCUACAUUGAGACUGUACUGUACAUCAUUGAGAGAUUGUAAUUGUCGUAAUGGUUUGAAACUAGGGGUGCCACGAUAAAAGAAAUUUGGUUAUCGGUUCUAAUCCCACCACAAUUCUCGAUACUAAAUUCAAUAACGCAUCUUUACUACACUUUGCACUUAAUUCAGGAAAUUAAAUAGUUUUCCAGUUUGCCCAUCACAUGUGUUUUUUACUGUCAAGAGUGUGACAUAAUUUGUAUGCUGUGCUAAGACAUUUACUAUCAUGCAAUCCAAAUAAUAAUGCAUCCUCUUUGUACUGAACAUUACUUCAUACAAAGACAAAUAAUUAAACAUUUGCACAAAUUGUAA